AUGGGCGAGCACACGGACCCGGGCAGUGGCAAGACGUUUUACUACAACCCCGGGACCCAAGAGAGUAGCUGGAGCAAGCCGGCGUCGCAAGCUCCGCUGCCGCCGCCGCCAAGACAGAAGUGGGAGGAGCACGUAGAUCGCGCUAGCGGCAAGGUCUUCUAUUUCAACCCGGUCACCCAGGAAAGCACCUGGACAAAGCCCCCCGGAUUUGGAGGGAUCCCCCCUCCUGGACCUCCUGGACCUGGACCUCCUGGACCUCCUGGACCUCCGGGACCUCCGGGACCUCCAGGCCCUCCAGGGCCUCCGGCCAAGUGGGAGGAGCAUGUGGACUCCGGUAGCGGCAAGGUCUUCUACUUCAACCCUGCGACCCAGGAGAGCACGUGGACCAAGCCAGCGGCGCUGAAAGCCCGAGAGAAGGAUCUGAAGUCCGGCUGGACCGAGCAUCGCGACCCUGCGAGUGGGAAGAUGUUCUACUUCAACACCGACACCAAGGAGACCAGCUGGCAGAAGCCGGAGAUGUCCGCGCCGGAAUGGACGGAGCAUAUCGACCCCGAGUCGGGGCGCACCUUCUACUUCAACCCGUCAACCAAAGAGACCUCCUGGUCCAAACCGACACCGAAAGUUGAGGCAGAUGAUUGGGAAGAGCACGCUGACCCCAGCACCGGCAAGCGCUUCUAUUUCAAUCGCGUCACCCAGCAGAGCAGCUGGGAUCCGCCAAAGUCGGGAGCGGCGGCAGCUGGGGCCUCGACGUUGCUGUUGAUGGCCUUCGACUUCGACUGCACCAUCGCCGCCAUCCACGUCUUCGAGGAGCUGGCGCGGCGGGGCUGCUACGACGGGCCCUCGCAGAGGCAUCGCCUGGAGCAGCAGUGCCGGGAGGAGCCCGGCUUUGUCACGCGGAUCUACGGCGGACCUUCGAGGUUGCAAGACCUCACCAACUUCUUUCAGAGCUUGGCGCACCCGCAGCGGCGGGUCAUUGUCAUCACCACGGGCUUCGGGUCGGUGGUCGGGGCGGCGCUCGAGAAGGGCGGCCUGCGGAGAUUCUUCGCAGAGGUCAUUGGAAGGGAGCAUCCGCUUUCAGAGGCGAAGCAGGGCCGGAAGGAGCGCAUCAUUGAGGAGCUGCGGCGAAGCCACGGCUACUCCGCGUGGCAGACUCUCUUUGUGGACGAUGACCCUGGCAACGUGGUGCCUGCGGCCGAGAUGCGGGUGUGCCGAACCGCUUGGGUGUCGCGACCCGUGGGAAUGGACACCAUCCUGUUGAGGCUGAUCCGGGAGGCGGCUGAGGAUGAGACCGGGUCAAAGACGCGUAGCAUGUUUCGGGAGGACCUCUCCCUGGCAGCGGGAGCUCCUUCUGCCGCCGCCGGCGCCCGUAGUUUGCGUGCUGCGGUAGAGGCGGUGCGCAGAGGUCGGUGA
Messenger RNA from Effrenium voratum, 1410 nucleotides. Lineage: Eukaryota; Dinophyceae; Suessiales; Symbiodiniaceae. The record is from the annotation of a GenBank genome assembly.